UUUCCAAAAGGGAACCUAUUUUAAUUCGACUACUAGAUAUCAUUAUGAGUUACAAUAAAAACUGUGAAAGAUUUUUAUCCUCCUAUUCUUAUGAAGAGAGGAGGCAACCUUCUAACUCUCUCUACUGUCCUAGAGAGGAUGAACUUGAUAGUUCCAACGAGUUUUCAGGACUCUUUGAAGUCGCACAUGACAGCGAUUGGAUUGCAUCUAAUGAUAGACCUCUUUCAAGGAAGAGUGGCUCAAACCAAAUUGAGCUAAACCAAAACAAAGAAGAGUGUGGCGAUUCAUUUCCAGGUUCAACGGAUGUUGACAGUGAAGAAGAUUUCUUUGAAUCUCAAGUCGAAGCAAUUGAUGAACUUUCCGAACUGUUCGGGGAUGACUCAUCUAAUGCAUCCUCAGUCAAUAGAUCUUCUGGUUUCUCAAGACCAUCUAAUCCGAUCAUCAGAGACUCUCAAUUUUGAAUGCCAAGAUGUUCAGCUCCUGCUCCAUGCAUGCUAGGACAGAGGAAGAGCAACUUGGAAGUUUCAGAAAUGAAUUUUUCAAGAUCUUUUAAUUCAAAGAGGCAAGAUCUGAAUAGAGUCAACUAUAUUAAGCCUUCAGGGUCUAUCUUCAGACCUGUGGCAAGAGUAAACUCUAAACUUAUUUCCGGCCCAUCUGGUUCUUUCUAAGGAAAAUCCAGAUGGUGAUAGCUCAUGUAAACCUAUUAGUGAGCUGUCUUGCCAUUUUACUAAAUGUUUUCUAAUAACAAUAUUACCUUAAUUGUUCUCUUGGUUUCACCAACUCUGGGAGGGUACUUUAAAAAUAACCUAGAGGGUUACAGCCUUGGAUAGAUGGGAGUUCACCUAACUUCAUAAAAACUCGGUCAGAAUGAACCAUUUCAUGAAAUAUUAUUAAAGCAAUUAGCUUUUAGAAGUCCUAUUUCCAGAUUCACAUUAGCUGACAAGUAUCAAACCGUAUAAAUAGUAUUACGAUAGAUUAGUCUACCUUUGCUUGGAUCCCAGUGGGAAAUCAUCCAGAAAACUAGUGUGCUCAAAAGAAGUCUUUCUGCUCCUCUUUAGGAAUUUUUGCCGAUGAGAAUAAAUUGUUAUUUAACGAUACCCAAAUAAACUUUGGUAUAACAACGAAACCUAAAAGGAAUAAAUAGUGCCUCUUCUGCUAACCUCUAAGAUGACUUUUAGCGAAGUCGUCUACUGAAAAUGACAAAGAAUAGUCUAAGAAAUACUGGUGAAGUAUUCUCUUAUCUUGUCCUCACCAACUUUAUUUUAUCACUAGCUAAGAACUGCCUAAAUGGUAUCAACCAAAUUUUGCUGAAGGGCUCACCAGAAGAUGUAAUCACAAAUUAUCAAAGGAAGUUGAUUC
This is a messenger RNA of Moneuplotes crassus, 1359 nucleotides long. The record is from the annotation of a GenBank genome assembly. NCBI's taxonomy places the organism in Eukaryota, Ciliophora, Spirotrichea, Euplotida, Euplotidae.